Messenger RNA from Arabis nemorensis, 468 nucleotides. The record is from the annotation of a GenBank genome assembly. NCBI's taxonomy places the organism in Eukaryota, Viridiplantae, Streptophyta, Magnoliopsida, Brassicales, Brassicaceae.
AUGGUGGAACUACUAAUUCACUACGGUGGAACUAUGCUGAAAGAAAACGACGACUACAAGUAUCUUGAUGAAUUGGGUCAUCGGACUGAUAUUUUAGCGGAAAUGAAGAAGGUAAACUAUGUGCUUGAAAACAUGAUGGAAGAUAUGCAUGAGCUUUGUUAUAUUGGGGAUGUUGGUGGUAUUAUUGAGGUAUUUUUAGAACAUGAGUGCUCAGAAGCAGUUCCUGGAGUGAUUCCUUACCUAGUUAGUAGUCAGCAUGAAGAUAAGGAUCGUGGUGAUGAGGAGACUGAAGGUGAGAAGUGUAAGAAAGUGUUGGUUGAAGAUGGUGAAGAGAAGGCACAAAAAGCAAGAGAAGCAGAAGAAAGUGAUGAAGACUACCGAGGAUAUAUGAGAGGGGAUGCAAAAUAUCCAGACACACCAGUUCCGUCAGAUGAAGAAUGGGAUGAGUGGGCUGAUAAAAAACGGUAA